Messenger RNA from Cuscuta campestris, 2600 nucleotides. Lineage: Eukaryota; Viridiplantae; Streptophyta; Magnoliopsida; Solanales; Convolvulaceae. The record is from the annotation of a GenBank genome assembly.
GAUGAAUAUCAGAUCUAGAUUUCCGAUGAGAGAGGAUGAAGAUCCGAGUCUGCUGCCGUCCACUGGAAGCCUAUCGGCCAAAUUUACUCUGAGUUUGGCCGCUACAGGGAAGGAAAAAAAUGACGGAGUAUUUUUGUUCUAUCAUAUUUUUGGCAUUAAUGCAGCGAGGAAUCAGCCUUGAACCAUCCGUAGUUUCCUUGCAGAGUUUCGAACUUAUCCCCAAGAACCCUCAGAUUCUUGUUUCGACGAAAUUAAGAUAACACAAUGGGCCGGGUUUGAUGAUCUAACACUUCAUCAGUUCUGUGGGGAUUUGGUGUUUUGUUGUUUUGAUACAUACAUACAUACAUACAUAUAUGGAGUAUUUGAGAGAGAUAGAGGGGAAAAGAGCUCAUGAUCGCCGGUAUGGUACGACGAUGAAGAAGAAGACGAGGUGCGAGUGCGUGGAGGGGCCGAUCAUCGUGGGUGCGGGCCCCUCCGGGCUGGCGGCCGCCGCUUGCCUGAAGGAAAGCGGCGUGCCGCCGGGCGUGGUGCUGGAGAGGUCGGACUGCGUCGCGUCUCUCUGGCAGCACAAGACUUACGACCGCCUGUGCCUGCACCUCCCGAAGCAGUUCUGCGAGCUCCCGUUCAUGCCGUUCCCGGAGGACUUCCCGACGUACCCGACGAAGCAGCAGUUCCUCGAGUACGUCAGGCAGUACGCCGACCGGUUCGACAUCCGGCCGGUCCUCAACCAGACGGUCCGGUCGGCUGGGUACGACCGGGCCGCCGGGUUCUGGAGGGUGGUCACGACAGCCACCGCCGCUUCCAGGGGGAAAGAGGAGGAGGGGGAGGAGGCGGUGGAGUACGUUUCGCGGUGGCUGAUCGCCGCCACCGGGGAGAACGCGGAGGCGGUGGUCCCGGAGAUCGCCGGGAUGGAGGCGUUCUCCGGGACCAUAAUGCACACAAGUUUGUACAAGGAGGGAGAGGUGUUUAGGGAUAAAAGGGUUUUGGUGAUUGGCUGUGGGAAUUCAGGAAUGGAGGUGUGUUUGGAUCUAUGCAAUCAUAAUGCUGCCCCUUCACUUGUGGUCAGAGAUACAGUCCACGUCCUACCACGAGAGAUGAUGGGGAGAUCAACUUUUGGGCUGUCCAUGUGGUUACUCAAAUGGCUUCCGGUCCGAAUUGUCGACCGCUUCUUGUUGGCGGUUUCCUGGCUGACCCUCGGCGACACCGCCCGCCUCGGCCUCCCCCGCCCGCCCGUCGGCCCGUUAGAGCUCAAAAACAUCUCCGGGAAAACCCCCGUCCUCGACGUCGGGACCCUCGCCAAGAUCAAAACCGGCCACAUCAAGGUUUACCCCGGCAUCCAAAGGCUAAAGAGACACACCGUUGAAUUUGUAAAUGGGAAAGAAGAGCCUUUUGAUUCCAUAAUCUUAGCAACUGGCUACAAAAGCAAUGUGCCCUCUUGGCUAAAGGAUCAAGAGAUGUUCUCGGAGAAAGAUGGAUUGCCCAAAAGGCCAUUUCCCAAUGGUUGGAAGGGGGAAUGUGGGCUCUAUGCUGUGGGGUUCACCAAACGUGGACUCUUAGGUGCAUCCAUGGAUGCCAAAAGAAUUGCCCAAGACAUCAAACGUUGUUGGAGCUGUUUUCUCACUGUUGAAUCGAGGUCAAAGAAGGCAGCACCAGCCCAAUCGCACAGGCAAGUCAAGUCACUGUCCAUCUUUCCUUCUGGGAUAACUAUGGCCUCGGUUGUUGAUAAAAUUAUCUUGAUAAUUGAGGAUGCUUUGGACAAGCUUAUUGGUGUGUUGAAGAAUAUCUUUUAUGGAAGAGUUGAGUUUCAUGACGGAGUGUGUAUAGCUUAUGAUCACGUGGAUGAAAUUUUGAAGACGCUCCACUUAUUUCGUCAUCUUUUAGAUCUACCGUAUUCUGAUUCUGAGUUAUAUGCGUUCAAUGUGGAAAUCUCUUGCUCCAUACAAGAUUUGGUGCGUGGUACUCCAAUGUCAUUGAGUGAUAUUCCCUUGGAGUUAAAAAGUUUCAAAAUAAGGAUGAUGAAUGCUAUAAGGAAUCUUCUCGGCAUUCCCAUUGCUCCACCUGAUUUGGUCCCCACAACCACUCUACACAAUCCUACAUCUAUUGACAUAGAAUCUAUGGAGCGUACGGUUGGGGAUUCAGUGAGAGAUCCUGCAGUUGAUGCUGAUGGUGUUUCUGUUGAAGGUACUGUUAAUGCCUUUCCAUCGGAUCCUGUCACUGUUGAUGCGCAGGUAGAUGCACCGGGUACGGGAGAAGUUGCAAAGGAUCCAACAUUGAGCAAUGUCAUCAUCGCAUGUAGCCUUGUGCCUUCGUCCAAAACAGCCCAAGUAGCAGAUGCAAAUUAUACGCAAGCGGACAUCUCACUGUUCUUUAAUAUCAUCAAGUCCUCAGCCCAUGCGAAUAUAGUGGAGUCCGAGUAUUGGGUUUCACCGCCGGUAGCUAAGUUUGUAUUUGCUCUUCUCUCUUAUGUCCAUCGAUAUACUCCAAUUUGCAGGCUUAAUGAAGAUCUAUGAUCAAGUGGGCUUAAUCUUUGGGUCAACAUUUUCUUUCCAAUCUCGAAGCAUGAGUGGGAGCCUCCACCUUGAGGACAAGGUGGUUUUCUA